AUGCCCUAUAACACUAGACAUCAUUCUACUCCACGUGGAUCAUAUUCCAAAUUUUUUGAUGAUGCUGAAGAGGAAGAAGAAGAAGAAGAAGAAGCCCAAACUAGAAAGCCUCCGACAAGGAGAACAAGUACAAGGUCAAGUCAUAGAAAUUCAUCAAGUGAUAGUGAGGAAAUAGAUGAUCUGACAUCUAAACGAUCAACAAGACAAAAUAAACCAAGACAUAACAGAAUAGAACAGGAAGAACCUGAGGAUGAGUAUUCCGAAAGUAUUGCUUCUUCAAGACCAAAAAGAACACCAAAAAAAACAACAUAUACUGAUUUUUAUACGGAAGACUAUGAUGAAAAUUCGGAUAAGGAAACUCCAAAAUCAUCAAGGAAAAAAGCACCAGCAAGAAGAACAACUGGCACUAAAGUACAAAUUAAAAGGGAAUUAAUUGAAGCACAUACUAGUGAAAUCCCGAAUCCAACAAUUGUACAACAGCCAUCCGAACAAGUUGAAACAUCAGUAAUAACUUCUGGUGUUAUUGAUGACGUAUUUAAAGAUAUUAUUCCAAAUAAUCAACCUAUCACUACUGAACAAAACAGUAUACCAACUAUGGAAUUUCCAACUAGUACCGUACCACCAAGUAAUAUGGAAUUUGAUACAUCACUCAACAGAAGCCAAAGUGCUAUUUCAGAGCAAAGUGAUGAUCAUAAAGGCAAAAAAAGAAAAAAGAAUGAGGAGGAUGAGGAUUUCGUUAUGGAUGAUGAUGAACCAGAGGAGGAAGAAGCCAUUGAAGUAUCUGAUGAAGCUUUAUCAGAUGCUAUUUCUUCCAAUGAUGAAUUAGAAAUGAGACCAACAAGAAGUAGAAAAAAGCCAAAAUUUAUUGUGGAUGAUGAUGAGGAAUUGGAAGAAACAGAAACACCAAAAGAGAAUGGAAAGGAUAUUAAAAAGAGAUUAAGGCCAAGAACCCAAGCUCAACUUAAUCCUUAUAGCCACCCUAUUCCAAAUAUUGACAAUAUUGAAAUUCCAUCAAAGAGUACUAUGAUAAAGGAACAACAAGAACUCUUGGCACCUUUAGAUUCCUUAACAUUCCAAUUUUCAGAGUCUGAAUCAGAAUCUGACAACGAUGAAACAGGUUUGGUCAAUCCAGCAUUUGGUAAGAAAGGAGAAUAUGAUCACAUUAAGCCAAUCAAUAUUGAACAACUUAAAAAGAAACCAUCUGCUGAUAUUGAUCCAGUUUUUUCCAAACCUGUUGGAUUUGACAUGGUUGGUGGUCUUCAUAAGCACAUUAAUGCAUUGAAAGAAAUGGUAGUAUUACCCCUUUUAUAUCCAGAAGUAUUUAACAAAUUUGAUAUUACUCCUCCAAGAGGUGUCAUAUUUUAUGGUCCACCUGGUACGGGUAAAACACUUGUUGCUAGAGCUCUUGCUAGCACCUGUGGUACUGGAACAGAUGGAAACAAACCUAUUGCCUUCUUUAUGCGUAAAGGUGCUGAUAUCCUCAGUAAAUGGGUUGGUGAAGCUGAAAAACAAUUAAGACUUUUGUUUGAUGAAGCAAAGAGACUUCAACCUUCCAUUAUUUUCUUUGAUGAAAUCGAUGGUUUAGCACCAGUAAGAUCAUCAAAACAAGAUUACAUUCACAGCUCAAUUGUAUCAACUCUUCUUGCACUUAUGGAUGGUUUAGAUAGUAGAGGUCAAGUCGUGGUAAUCGGAGCCACUAAUAGAAUAGACUCUAUUGAUCCAGCUCUUAGAAGACCAGGAAGAUUUGACAGAGAGUUACUGUUUACUCUUCCUUCUAAAAAAGCAAGAAAAGAAAUUUUACAAAUUCAUACUAAGAAUUGGGUACCUCAAAUACCAGACGAUCUGAAAAAUUACAUUUCUCUAAAAUCUGUUGGAUAUUGUGGAGCUGACAUUAAAGCACUCUGUGCUGAAUCUGCUCUUAACGCUCUUAAAAGAUCCUACCCACAAGUUUAUACCAGUCAAUCAAGAUUAGUUCUUGAGCUUGAUACAGUAGAAGUUACGAAGGUAGAUUUCCUAAGAGCAAUGAAAUCAAUAGUACCAGCAUCACAUAGAAAUGCCGUAAUUCAUGCAUCUCCUCUUCCAACUCAACUUGCUCCUUGCCUAAGCCAAAAAUUAGAAAUGGUUUUGAGAAUAUGUACAGAUGCCUUCCCAUUAUGUAUCAAAACCCUAGAGGAUAAAGUUGAUAAUGAAGACCUCGUAAUAGAAACUGGUCCAAUUUUGGAUGAUUUUGAAGGAGUAGAUGAAAAAACAUUUGAAAGCAAUUCAAACGAUUUCUUUAUCAAUCCUCCAACAUUCAGACCUUGGGUCUUGAUUCACGGACAAAAAGGAAUGGGUCAAAAUCUUAUUGCAAGUGCAGUUUUGUAUAGUUUAGAAGAGUUCCCAUUGUUCUCCCUAAGAUAUGAAAACCUUAUUUCGAAUACCUCAUCUAGGAGCGAAAUUGAAGCAAUUAUUAAUAUUAUUGCCGACUCUAGAAAGAAUUCACCAUCUAUCCUUUGGCUUCCUAAUCUUGAUGAGUGGUUUGAAAAGAGUACAGAUUUAAUGAAAUCUACUUUGAUUUCACUCCUCAAUGAGAUACCCUCCUCUGUAUAUGUGUUCGUCCUUGCUACUUGUAACUACUCUUCUGAAGAAUUACCACAAGAAUUCACUGAAUUAUUUGCUGAUUAUAGAUUUGAAGUUAGCUCACCAUCCAAAGACGAAAGAGUUGAAAUGUUCAAACCUAUUCUUGCUGAUAUUGUUAGAUCUCCACUUAAGAAAACAAAGGUUAAGAAAGUUUAUCCAACUUUACGUUUGGCUCCUCCAAAAGAACAAAAAUCCUCAGAAAUCGAGCCAAGCAAAGAAAAGAAAUUGCAAAAGCAAGAGAAAGUCUAUCUGAAAGACUUGAGAAGUGCACUUCGUGAAAUUAUAACUAGAAUUAUGGCAAAUAAGGUAUAUACAGUAUUUUUGAAACCUUCAAAUGAGGAGCAAAGAAAGUUAAUUCCUGAUUCAUCCAAUGAGGAAGAUGUUAAAAUUUAUCUAGUUGAUAUUUUAUUUAAAUUGGAAGCUAAGAAGUAUAAUACAGUUAAAGAAUUCGCAAAAGACAUUGAAAAGAUUGUUAGAAACGCAGAAUCCUACAUAAAACAACCAGCUAAGUAUAUUGAUAGACUUACAGUGAAGAGUAAGGGUAAUGCUCUUUAUGACUCUGUAAGACAAGCAAUCAAAUUACAAAUUUCAGAAGAAUUAGCCAGAAAAUGUAAACAUAUUGCCAAGAGAAGGAUGUUACACGCACCUCAACAUCAAGAUUCAGAUGAGGGAACAGAAGAGGUAACAGAAGUUGGACCAGGAACAAAGGAAAAAGAUCCAAUAAUUAUUGAUGAACAAAUGACAGAUGCCCCAGCAGAAGGAGGAGAACCAAAUGACAAACAAAUGGAUAUUAGUGAUCCAGUAGUAUCUACUAUUGAAACAACACCAGUUACCACCACUACUACUGACUCUAAUCCUUCAACUAGUAAUAGCAUUGAGAAUACAUGUGUGCUCACAACAACAGCACCACCUGUUGCCGAGUAUCACACUCCUGAAGCAGAACAACAGACUAUUGCUCUACUUCCUCCUAUUGCAACAUCAUCAGUAGCACUUGAAAUCCCAAUUAUUGUUGAGGAAGAAGUAGAACAACCAGAAGUACCAGUUUGUGUCGACCACGAUCGUAUGAAUAAUUGGUUUGACAACCUUAUCGCUCUCACUGAAAGUACCUCUCUAGAGGCACUCGACAAGGUCUUCAGUGUAGUAUACAAGAGCAUCUAUCGAUACAGAUUUACAGCUGAUAGAAACCCAUUAAUGGAAGAACUUGAACGUUAUGGCCGAACAUUUGAAAAAAAAUAA
Messenger RNA from Naegleria gruberi, 3855 nucleotides. RefSeq lists its product as uncharacterized. Lineage: Eukaryota; Heterolobosea; Eutetramitea; Acrasida; Naegleriidae. Gene Ontology annotation, biological process: positive regulation of transcription by RNA polymerase II. The coding region runs from base 1 to 3855 and encodes 1284 amino acids. Gene Ontology annotation, cellular component: nucleus. The record is from RefSeq and is a predicted model, not a curated record. The transcript has 3 exons. Gene Ontology annotation, molecular function: histone binding; ATP hydrolysis activity; ATP binding.